Molecule: messenger RNA, 4200 nt
Organism: Fonsecaea erecta
Lineage: Eukaryota; Fungi; Ascomycota; Eurotiomycetes; Chaetothyriales; Herpotrichiellaceae
Exons: 3
Coding region: 1-4200 (1399 amino acids)
Source: RefSeq, a predicted model, not a curated record
AUGCCCGUCGAGCACUUGCGCUCGAAGAGGUCUCAAGCACAGAGCCUGGUGCUGUCAAGAAAGCGCAAAUUAAGCGAACUCUUCUCUAUCGUUGUCUCGGUCGAAGACCCGACCUACAAGCAGAAACUACAGGCCUUUCAUGAUGCGAAUGACCUAGAAAAAGGGCGUCGCUUUGACGAAACCACACUCCCACCCAUUAUCCAUAUAACUCUUCCACCUCGAAAACAUGAUUCCGCCCAAGCUCGUACAGCAACUCAGUCGCCCCCUGUCGCUGUCCAGCAAACGUUAGACGUACCAAAUGUCACUUCGCCCUCGUCUCCGGGUGUCAAACCUGCGCCGAAACAGAAACAUCCAGGACAAACGGCGCCUGCGCAGACGUUAGUUGAUGAAAACAAGGGCAAUGAAGGCGGCGCAGUUGUAACUGGCGCGGGGAGCGAGGAGGGUCGUCAGGGAACGACUACAACGGUGGUUGACGCGCUCAACGGCAAGGCCACCACGUUCUCUGGUCUUUCCAACGCCGACAUUGAACUGAGCUCUCCAGUACCCCAGUCUGCAAAUGGACCAUCAGUUGGGCAAUCAACAGGUGCUGAGCCUGGACCUGCCGGCGCGUCAAAAGACAUUCCCGUUCUGUCAGAUGAUACUACGGAGUUACGUCCAUCUGUCACCACCGACCGCCAACCAAGCCGAAGUCCCCCUCUUCCAGUUCCAGACUUAGCAGCGGCCGAACCGCAGUCCUCGCCAGCCUCUACAAAUGGGCCGGACUCAUCCCACACCCCAGCGCCAACUGCCGGCUCUCCAGGAACGAGCCCCGGUGUCGAUAUUCCGCUUAAUACAACCGAUAUCGCCCUCGAGGGAAAGCCUUCAGAUGCUGCCACUGCUGCUUUGGUGCAAUCGCUCCCCUCACCAGGAGCGACCGUCCAGCCAAGCGCCAGUAAGGGUCAUGCUGCCUCUGAUGAUGUCGAGAUGACCGGGACGGUCAACGUGAGAUACACGGCUUCAGCUUCUGACAGUCAUAGCACGCUCGCUAUCGAGCCACCCAAUCCAUCACAAAUCCAGCGACCCACGAUGCGGAUAGACACACAAGCAGAGACUGACUCAUAUUUCAAAGCACGGCCGGGGGGUGGAUUUGUUGAGAGUCCAGCUCCGAUAACAGGUACGACUCCAAAAAAGAAUGUGCCCACGACGCCAUCAUCUCAAGAGCCGCCGAAACGCGCAACCAGGAUCUCCUCUGGUGUGUUGCAGAAGAAAUCGGUCUCUGAAAUCCUUGGAGAGACGCCAAAGACCUCAACCCCACCGGCUGACUCUCCAUCAUCAGCAUCCAUCCGCGAUGCCUUUGGUGGCGCGACUCCUCAGGGCCGAGCGACGGACCGCGACCGCCGCGACAAGGAACGCAGUAGGUUGUCUACAGUGGUCUUUGCCAAGCCGCAGAAAUCUACGGUUGACGAGGAGAGUCUCGAGUUGACACGCAUUGGUGAUGGCAACGCCCAGCGCACAGGGCCUGGUGAGAGAGACUACCUCUACACUUUGUUUGAGAACAAGGCACAUUCCAUGUCACGGCAAAGCACAAUAUCUUACCUCAUUCAAAAUGCCCACAAGACGCUAUCCACUUCGGAUCAUCUCAUAGAGUAUGAACUAUCGGCGGAGUGCAGGAUACUGAAACGGCUCUACCAACUGCAGGAGAGGCAACGCUGGCCUCUGAGGCAAUACAGACGUGCUGACGAAGCACCGAGACCCACCACCCAUUGGGACUUCUUGCUUGAUCAUAUGAAGUGGAUGCGUACCGACUUCAGAGAAGAGCGAAAAUGGAAACUGGCAGCUGCAAGAGGACUUGCAGAAUGCUGUGCAGAGUGGGUCGCAAGCUCUGCUGAAGAAAGAAGACGUCUACAGGUGCGCGUUCAAUCACCAAGACUUCUACCCGACCCAGCCAAUUCUCAAGAUGUGGCCAUGGAAAAUGGUCCUGGACCAACUCUUUCGUCACACCCCACUCCCGAAUUGGUGCCUUCUAAUGAAGACGAUUCCGCGAGUGAUGAUAUCGCAGACCCUCGAGAAGUGCAAAUGUCCAAUGCUCCGGCUGCAAUAUUCUCACUGGGCGCUUCUGAAUUCAAUUUUGCCGUUGACAAAACACCUGCCCUGGACAAGCUGUUGAACGAGUUACCACUCUACGAGCCUUCCGUCGUGGAGCUAGAUAGUUCCACUUCUAGCUUGGGAGAACGGCUCGAUGCGAAGUGGAAGACAGACAUCGUGCCUGUUUCAAGGUGGGCUACCGAGAAGCUAUUCGUGAAAGAGUACAAGCCUCCAAUGAAACGCAGCCGAUACGACUACGAGCCUGAGCCUUCGCCGAAGAAGAAGUCAGAGCCGCUUCCACCGGAAGACACCACGGUUGCACUGUUCAUGCCUGAGAAUAAAGCCAUUCGAGACAGGAUCCACCCUGGCCAUUCUUUCCGCCCCCCGUCCGAGCAUCCAAUGCCUACACAAGCCUUCUUCGAGACGCGGUCGUCGUCGCAGUGGACACCUGCAGAAGACGACGAACUCAAAAAGCUUGUCAAGGAUUAUUCCUACAAUUGGUCCCUUAUCUCCAGCUGCCUUACUCCCCCAAGCUUGUAUGUGUCGGGUGCUGAUAGACGGACGCCUUGGGAAUGCUUUGAAAGGUGGAUCGGGUUGGAGGGCCUACCUGCGGAUAUGUCAAAGACCGCCUACUUCAAGACGUAUUCUGGCAGAAUCGAGGCAGCAGGAAGACACGUGGCUGCUCAGAUUGAGGAGGCUCAAAGAAGAGCCGGUGCCAAUAUUCAGAUCUCGACACGCAAGAGGACAACACAGCCCGUUAGAGUCGAACGGAAAAGGACCCAACGACAUCUGGCUAUGCUUGAUGUCAUGCGGAAGCUGGCCAAAAAGCGAGAGACGGCUCUUCAGAAACAACAACAUCAAGCCGAUCUCGCCGCCUUGCGCAAAGUCAACGACACAAACAUCCCCAAACCCCCCUUAAAGACCCCAGCAGAGUUCUCGCAGCUCAAAUUUGAACGAGAUCAGAAACUCGCAGAACGUCAGGAGAUAUAUCGGCAGCAACUUAUCGCACACCAACGUGCCACGGCGCAGCAACAACGUGUUCCAAAUGGUCAACCCAAUAUAUUGCCAAACGGCAUGCCUGCUGUUGGACCCGUUAUGCGUGCUCCGUCCUCCGCCGGCAUGCCAGCAUUGCCAAAUGGUAACAUCCAAAUACCCAAUGGUCAUCCUCGUCAUCCGACUAUGAUGGCCGCGAUGCAAGGGAAUAUGCAGCUACCUCCGGGUAUGAUGGCUCCCAAAAUAACGCCACAGAUGCAGGCACAGAUGCAAGCACAACUCGCCGCCCGAGGUGGGAUAACGUCGCCACAGCAGAUGCGAAUGCUCCAGGAAGCAACCAGAGCCCAACAAGAACAGCUUCUGCGAAAUGCUCAAGCUCAGAAUGGUCCUCAUUCUUCUCCGAACAACCCUAAUGCUGCACUGGCAAAUGGCCAAGGCAUGAGUAACGCUGCUUACAGGGCUGCAAUGGCCGCUGCUACCGCGAAUGGGAACGCAUCGCCUUCUGGCCAUAUGAAUGGAAGCUCACCCCGCCCCAAUACCGCUAAUUCCGGCCAGGCUUUGUCCAGUGGACAUGUUCCUAUUCUGACCCAGAUCGCUAAUAAAGUCCGAGAGCAUCACCCCAACUUGACCGAUGAGGAGGUACAAAGGCUUGCGUCGCAGCAGCUCCAAACAUAUCAACACCAAGCGACGGCAGCAGCUGCAGGGCAGAAUCAGAAACGACCUCAGGCUCACAAUCAGGCGGCGUUGAAUGCUGCUCUCGGCGCUGUGAAUGCUGGGAACAAUGCGUCCGCCGCCGCUGCUGCGGCUGCGGCUGCCGCACAAAUGGGUCAUCCAAACAUGAUGACCAACGAGCAAUUACAACAGUAUAACCAGCGCAUCAGAAUGCAGCAGCAAGCUCAGCAACACGCGGCCCGAAAUUUGCAAGCGAUGCAGAUGCAGCAGAUGGCCGGCCUGCCAAAUGGGAUGGCAAACUCGCCGGUAAUGAAUAUGGCCCGGCCAGUGAGCCAACACGGAAACCAGGGGCAGAUGAGUCGCAGCGCUACCCCGAGAGACCAGCGGAGCUCGAGCCAGAGCAAUGUUAAUGGCAAUGGACCUGGGCAACAGGGCAGCCCCCGACAGGCGCCACAGAGCAUGCAGACAUGA